This is a messenger RNA of Lottia gigantea (owl limpet), 4149 nucleotides long. RefSeq lists its product as hypothetical. The record is from RefSeq and is a predicted model, not a curated record. NCBI's taxonomy places the organism in Eukaryota, Metazoa, Mollusca, Gastropoda, Lottiidae. The coding region runs from base 114 to 3314 and encodes 1066 amino acids. Gene Ontology annotation, molecular function: protein binding. The transcript is spliced from 19 exons.
CUGUAAACAAUUUAGCAAGGUGCUUGUUUAUAUUUUUCUCAAUUAGCGGUAAAUUUUCAACUGAUGAACCCAAAAUACUGGAAACAUUAACGGAAAAUAAAUAACACAGUAAAAUGGGUCAAGCAUUACAAAGAGCAGCUCAGUGGACGUCUGCAAAAGAUGGAGCAGGAGGAAAACUGGAAUUUACCUCCAUUAAUGAAGAUCUUCUCAACGCCAUUUUGAAAUUUGUUGAAACAACAGGAAAAUCCACAGAAGAAGCUAGCCUGACUUUUAAGACUCCAUUAAAAUGGCAAACAUCUUUAAAUCCACAACAUUUUCAAGGCUCUGGAUUUUCUGAUAGUGGUGAUGAUGUCAUAUCAGAUAAUAAAUCGAGUAAAGAUGACACACCAUUAUUAAAGUUACACAAACUCGCCAAAGACAAAUACGAAGUGAACAUAUCUACGUUAGGUUAUGCUGAACAAGUGCUAAGAAUUGCUGGAGAUAAGAAAAUGGUGGAACUAAGAGGCUGUUUAGAAGCCAAUAGAGAUCCAGUAGUAAAUAUGCUUGGAGAGAGAUUUGCUACAGUUGAAACAGACGACAACUCCAUAUUUAGAUAUAUUGAAGAAAUUACCAAAGAAAUCGAACAAAAUGCCAAACAAGAACAAACUGCAGAAGGUUCCAAAUCUGCAGAAGUGGAGGAAAAGAAAAUAGUCCUCCGAUUGAGAUUGAAAUUACUACGCCUUGAUGAACAGUUAAUGAAUAUGAGCAUCCAGAAAAUGUCAAGUGAAGUAAGAUUAAGCCCGGCAUCUGUUGAUGGUGAAGUAACCAUAUUAAAACAACUAUCAGGAUCAGAUGAAACUAAAUGUGUUCUAGAAUAUAUAGACUAUUAUGGAGAAACGUUUGUAUCGAAGAAUGGAUGCCGUGCACAGCCAUGGAGACAGUUACAUGGUGAUAUCUGUUAUAUUUAUGUUAAAACACACGAUAAAGACACACCAUUAUAUAUCACAGCCAAUACUAGUGGUUACUACCUAAAUAACGGUCCUGAUCCAGAGAAACCGACCCAGUUGGACUAUACUAGACCAGAUAGCACAACCUACAGAGAUCUAGUUUCAUUGUUGAAAGAUAAUAGUUCCAAAUUUGCAGAGCUUAUAGAUCAACAGGAAUUCACAUUAAAAGUUGAACAGAACGACAAAAAGAAGAUAGAAAUGUCUGAACAAACCGAACAGAAUGAAGAUUAUCAGAAGAAAAAGAAUUCAUACGAACAAAAUACCAGGAAUGAAAAUGAUCAAGAUUCUGAUAAAGAUAAAAAUCAGAAAAAUAGAACUCAAUCCAAGAAGAAAUUAGAGCCAUCUUUAAAAUGGAAAGUUUUGGGUGUUGAUGACAAUAAAAUACAAGAAGAGGAUAAGUCUAUCACUAAAACAGAGAAAAAGAAAAGACCAGUUCAGAAAUAUAAAUCUAAAACACCAAUUGAUAAGGAAGAGCCAUUCAGUGAGAGUGAAACAGAGAGUGAAGAAGAAGAGGAAGCUGUAGAAAGAAGAGCAGAAGCUAAUGCUGACUUACCAUCUGAAUACUGGCAAAUACAAAAACUUGUCAAAUAUUUAAAGGGAGGCAAUCAGACUGCUACUAUUAUUGCUCUAUGUUCAUUACGUGAUUUUAAUCUAUCGUUAGAAACAUGUCAACUGGCUAUCAGAGACGUGGGCGGACUGGAAGUUUUAAUUAAUUUAUUGGAUACAGAGGAAGUCAAAUGCAAGAUCGGUGCUUUAAAGAUAUUAAAAGAGAUUUCCAAGAAUACUCAGAUCCGACGAGCAAUCGCUGAUUUAGGGGGUUUACAAACAAUGGUUAAGAUUUUACGUGAUACAAAUAAAGAUUUAAAAUGUCUUGCUGCUGAAACUAUUGCCAAUGUAGCUAAAUUCCGACGUGCUCGUAGAACUGUCAGGCAACAUGGCGGCAUCAAAAGAUUGGUCAGUCUCUUAGAUUGUGCUGGAUUAAACAAACCAGACAUGGAGAAAGAUGUAGAAGUAGCAAGAUGUGGUGCUCUAGCUCUUUGGAGUUGCAGUAAAAGCAAGAAGAACAAGGAAGCUAUGAGGAAAGCUGGAUCCAUACCAUUAUUAGCUAAAUUAUUAAAAUCUACACACGAAGACAUGUUAAUACCUGUGGUCGGAACUCUUCAAGAAUGUGCCUCAGAGCCAAGUUAUAGAUUAGCCAUUAGAACUGAAGGAAUGAUAGAAGACUUGGUUCAGAAUCUCAAAAGUUCCAAUCAAGAAUUACAGAUGCAUUGUGCUUCAGCUAUAUUCAAGUGUGCUGAAGAGAAAGAAACACGAGAUUUAGUCAGACAAUAUGGUGGACUGGACCCUCUAGUCACAUUACUUACCAAUAUUGAAAAUAAGGAAUUAUUAGCAGCUGCCACUGGCGCCAUUUGGAAAUGUGCCAUUAGUCCUGAAAAUGUACAGAGAUUUGAAGAAUUAAAAGCUAUAGAUCAGUUAGUCACAUUGUUAAACAACCAACCAGAAGAGGUUUUAGUUAAUGUUGUCGGAGCUCUAGGUGAAUUAGCCAAGGCUCCACCAAACAGAAUGCAGAUUCGUAAAGCUGGCGGUAUCUCUCCACUAGUUAAUUUACUGACUGGUACCAAUCAAGCUUUAUUAGUCAAUGUAACUAGAGCAGUAGGAAAAUGUGCUGAAGAACCAGACAACAUGAUUAUAAUUGAUAAAUUAGAUGGAGUAAGGUUAUUGUGGUCUUUAUUAAAAAAUCAAAAUCCCGAAGUACAAGCCAGUGCUGCCUGGGCUAUCUGUCCUUGUAUUGAAAAUGCAAAGGAUGCUGGUGAAAUGGUAAGAUCGUUUGUGGGUGGUUUAGAAUUAAUAGUCAGUCUAUUAAAGUCUGAAGAUAAAGAAGUAUUAGCUAGUGUAUGUGCAGCUAUAGCUAAUAUUGCUAAAGAUGAGGAAAAUUUAGCUGUUAUAACAGAUCAUGGUGUUGUUCCCAUGUUAGCCAAAUUAACAAAUACUACUGAUGAUAAAUUAAGAAGACAUCUAGCAGAAGCCAUUUCAAGAUGUUGUAACUGGGGUAACAAUAGGACAGCGUUUGGUCGAGAAGAUGCUGUAGCACCAUUGGUCAAAUACUUAAAAUCUAGUGAUGAAAAUGUCCAUAGAUCUACAGCCAGGGCACUGUUCCAACUCUCUAAAAAUCCUGAAAAUUGUAUCACCAUGCAUGAAGCAGGCGUUGUACAGCCAUUAAUGAAGAUGGUGGGAUCUCAAGAUGAAGAUUUACAAGAAGCUGCAGCUGGUUGUAUUGGAAAUAUCAGACGCCUGGCUCUUGCUAAUGAAAGAGCAAAAUAUGCCUAAAUAUAACACUUCAAGAAUCUCAUUCUUUUCAUUCCAUUAUAUUUUGGCAUAUUUGGAUAUUUGGCAUAUAUAAUUUCAAAUCUAUGAACUGUAUAAUUGUGAAUAUAAUGAGUACCUAUUUUUAUCUGGAAAAAUUUGUCACCUUAAAAAAUAUCAAUCCUGUAUGUAAAUGGCAUUUCACCAAAAUACAACAUGGGUGGACACAUUAUAAUUAUAUCUAUUGUUAGGAAAUUUUUAACAAGACUUGCUUUCAUUCUAAAUCAAUUUAAACCUUUAUUAACAACAGGUGUGAGCUUGUUAAUAUUAAAAUUGUUAUUAAAUUUGUUAUUAAAGUCAUACCAGUUAUAUUUGAAUGAUUAUUAAUAAAUCAAUAAGACAGAUCAAUAAUCUGAGUGACUUCAGUCUAUAAGUUGAUAAAAGUACAACAAGCAAAACAUAAAUAUUUCUUUGUGAUCUCACUGAAAAACGUUGCUCAGGAUAAUAAUAAUAGUGAAAGGAAUUGAAAAGAGGUUUUCUAAACUUUUUAUGUGUAUAUUAAGAUUAAGUGGAAAUUGCAAGACAAGACUUUCGGAUGCAAACUGGAAUGGUCCAAAUCAAUGUUAGCAGUGACCCAAAUGCACAAUAAAAGUUAGAAAACCUCUUUACAAUCCGUUUAAGUUAUUGUCAAGUUUUCAAAUGCCGUCCUCAAGUCAGCAUUCAUAACAACUAUUUGUUGCAUUUAAAUACUGCAGAUGAUACAGCCAAAUUUUAUACUUAUUUAUUUUGAAGAAAUUGUGCUAUAGACAGAAACUGUGAUACAAAAUUAUUGUUAUUUUAAUAAAGAAACAAAAUUAAU